Molecule: messenger RNA, 3952 nt
Organism: Perognathus longimembris pacificus (Pacific pocket mouse)
Lineage: Eukaryota; Metazoa; Chordata; Mammalia; Rodentia; Heteromyidae
Gene: Lig4
Product: DNA ligase 4
Exons: 3
Coding region: 227-2962 (911 amino acids)
Biological process (GO): nucleotide-excision repair, DNA gap filling; immunoglobulin V(D)J recombination; DNA biosynthetic process
Cellular component (GO): DNA-dependent protein kinase-DNA ligase 4 complex; DNA ligase IV complex
Molecular function (GO): DNA binding; ATP binding; DNA ligase (ATP) activity
Source: RefSeq, a predicted model, not a curated record
AGGCUGCGGUUUCCGGCGCGGGAGUGGCGGAGGCGGGCCGCGGGCGAGAAUAUGUGCUUUUUAAAAGCAGAAGCAUACUCUUUGCCGUAGUACCAUGCUGGCCCAUAGGUAAUCAUUGAAUACAUGGAAAUAAAUUACAUGGAGAUAUGAACAGAAAGAAGUACAUGAAUGAAUUCAUACUUACAAAACUUCAUGCCAGAGGACUUCCUCGCUCCUGACUGCCGCCAUGGCCGCAUCACAGACUUCACAGACGGUGGCAGCGCACGUUCCCUUUGCGGACUUAUGUUCCACUCUAGAACGAAUACAGAAAAGUAAAGGUCGCGAAGAAAAAGUCAGAAACUUCAGGGAAUUUUUGGAUUCUUGGAGAAAAUUUCACGCUGCCCUCCAUAAGAACAAAAAAGAUGUUACAGACUCUUUUUAUCCAGCAAUGAGACUUGUUCUUCCUCAGUUAGAAAGAGAAAGAAUGGCUUACGGAAUCAAAGAAACGAUGCUUGCUAAGCUUUAUAUCGAAUUGCUGAAUUUACCAAAAGACGGGAAAGAUGCCCUCAAACUCCUGAACUACAGAACUCCCAUGGGAGCUCGCAGCGAUGCUGGGGACUUUGCAACGAUUGCGUACUUUGUACUAAAGCCAAGGUGCUUACAGAAAGGAAGCUUGACCAUACAGCAGGUAAACGAACUUUUAGACUCUGUCGCCAGCAGUAAUUCUGACAAAAGGAAAGACUUAAUAAAAAAGAGCCUGCUUCAGCUGAUAACUCAGAGCUCAGCACUUGAGCAAAAGUGGCUGAUCCGAAUGAUCGUCAAGGACUUAAAGCUUGGUGUUAGUCAGCAAACUAUCCUUUCGGUUUUCCAUAAUGAUGCUGUUGAGUUGCACAAUGUGACCACAGAUCUGGAGAAAGUCUGCAGGCAACUCCACGAUCCCUCAGUGGGGCUCAGUGACAUUUCCAUUACUUUGUUUUCUGCCUUUAAACCAAUGCUAGCUGCCAUAGCAGACAUUGAACGCAUCGAGAAGGACAUGAACAACCAGGGCUUUUACAUCGAGACGAAGCUGGAUGGAGAGCGUAUGCAGAUGCACAAAGAUGGAGACGAGUAUCAAUACUUCUCCCGAAAUGGGUAUAACUACACUGAUCAGUUUGGUGCUUCUUCACGGGAAGGCUCUCUCACCCCUUUCAUUCAUGACGCAUUCAAACCUGAUGUACAAGCCUGUAUCCUUGACGGAGAAAUGAUGGCCUACAACCCCAAUACACAAACUUUUAUGCAAAAGGGAAGUAAGUUCGAUAUUAAAAGAAUGGUAGAAGAUUCUGAUCUUCAGACUUGUUACUGUGUUUUUGAUGUACUGAUGGUUAAUAAGAAGAAACUAGGACGUGAGACCCUGAGAAAAAGAGGUGAGAUUCUUAGCAGUACUUUAGCACCAAUACAAGGACGAAUAGAAAUAGUGCAGAAAAGACAGGCUCAUACUAAGAAUGAAGUCGUUGAUGCAUUGAAUGAGGCAAUAGAUAAAAGAGAAGAAGGGAUCAUGAUAAAACACCCUCUGUCUAUUUAUAAGCCAGACAAAAGAGGUGAAGGAUGGUUGAAAAUUAAACCAGAGUAUGUCACAGGCCUAAUGGAUGAAUUGGACAUCUUAAUUGUGGGCGGCUACUGGGGUAAAGGUGCUCGGGGUGGAAUGAUGUCUCAUUUUUUGUGUGCUGUCGCAGAGAAGCCUCCUCCUGGGGAGAAACCAGCUGUAUUUCAUAGCCUCUGCCGUAUCGGCUCAGGGUACACUAUGAAAGAACUGUAUGAUCUGGGUCUGAAACUGGCCAAACACUGGAAGCCUUUCCAAAAGAAAACCCCACCAAGUAGUAUUUUAUGUGGAACAGAGAAGCCAGAAGUAUACAUUGAGCCCUGUAAUUCCGUCAUCAUUCAGGUGAAGGCAGCAGAGAUUGUCCCCAGCGAAAUGUAUAAAACCGGCAGCACGCUGCGUUUUCCACGCAUUGAGAAGAUAAGAGAGGACAAAGAGUGGUAUGAAUGCAUGACGCUGGAUGACUUGGAACAACUUAGAGGAAAAGCAUCUGGGAAGCUAGCAUCGAAGCACCUCUAUGUAGGUGAAAAUGAUGAACCUCGAGAAAAAAAGCGGAAAGCUGCCCCAAAGAUGAAGAAAGUUAUUGGGAUUAUCGAACACUUAAAAGCACCCAACCUAUCUAACAUAAGCAAAGUCUCUAACGUAUUUGAAGAUGUUGAGUUUUGUGUUAUGAGCGGAACAGACCAACAUCCAAAGAAAGAGCUGGAGAGCAGAAUUGCAGAACUGGGGGGUUACAUAGUACAGAAUCCAGGACCAGACACUUACUGCGUGAUUGCAGGGUCUGAGAACAUCAGGGUGAAGAACAUUAUUUCUUCAGAUCAACACGACGUUGUCAAGCCCGAGUGGCUGUUGGAGUGUUUCAAGACCAAAAGCUGUGUGCCCUGGCAACCUCGCUUUAUGAUUCACAUGUGUCCAUCCACAAAACAGCAUUUUGCUCGUGAGUACGAUUGCUACGGUGAUAGUUACUUUGUUGAUACCGAUGUGAAACAACUGCAAGAAGUGUUUUCAGGAAUAAAGACUUCUAGUGAGCAGACUCCAGAAGCAAUGAUGUCCGUGAUCGCUGAUUUGGAAUACCGGUACUCCUGGGACCGCUCUCCUCUUGCUAUGUUUCGCCACCACACUGUUUAUAUAGACUUGUACGCUGUUAUCAAUGACUUGAGUACCAAAAUGGAGGGGACAAGGUUAGCUAUUACAGCUCUAGAACUUCAGUUUUAUGGAGCAAAAGUUGUUUCCUGUUUAGCCGAGGGAGUAUCUCUUGUGAUCAUUGGACAGGACCACAGUCGUGUUGGGAAAUUUAAAGCUUUUAGAAGAACUUUUAAGAAAAAGUUUAAAAUCUUACAAGAAAGUUGGGUAACCGACUCACUAGACCAAUGUGAAUUACAGGAGGAAAAUCUGUAUUUGAUUUAAAGCUGGCUUUUGAGGAAAUCCUUGGAACUGAGACUUUUCACAAGGGUGACUGCAAAGCAUUAAGCAGUAUUUCAUGUUGCCUUUGAAAAUCAGUGCUGAAAAGUGCUUUUACAUGUAAAGAAACAUUAAUUUCACCUUUUAAAAUAGAAAAGGAACUGAAUGCCCAAAGCCUAGAAAUUCUCUUAGCAGGACAAGUACUUAGGAUUUUUAUAUUUAAAAAAUCAAAUAAUUUAAAGAGAAUCUAAACUUUUGACUCAGGUACUUAAAAAAUACAUUUAGAGCCCUUGGUGUCAUUAAAAGUAUUGAGGUAAGCAGACUUUUCUAAAGUUAAUUAAAAAUUUUGAUAGUUUUUUGGGAAACACGGUAUAAGACUUGUAAUUGGGCCUGUAACGUCUUUUUACUUGAAGAUAAAUGCUUCCUGUCAAUGGAAAAUGUUGAAAGCAUUUUUAAAAUUAAGAAUAAAUACACUAAAAAAUAAUACCCAAUCAUAUUUUUAUCUUGGGGGACCCUGAAUGAGACAUAGUAUUUAAACAUUUAAAACCAAACUGAGUUUUUAAGUUACAUAACAUUUAAUUCUUUUUCUAAAGUAGGAUAUUUUAAUAAAAGUAUCUUAUGUGAAUUUAUAAUCCACUGUGAAUAGUACUCACAUUAACUUUUCUGGAUUCAAUCCAUUGAGUAGGUGUCAAAAUGACAAAACCUUAUUUGUAAUUUUCAUUAGAGUGAAGUCUAUUACUGCUUUAAGGCUUUUAUGAAUAGGUUAAAGUCGAUGUGUACAGUGUAUAAUGCAUCUUGAUUUCUGCACUUGUGAAUCAAACUUGAGAUGCAGCAUAUGUUGAAAAUGUGCCUUAUUUGCUGGCUCUGAAAGAGGGGCAUUUGAUAUAUAGGUACUUACUGCAUAUAGAUUGCAACUAAUUUGAAGUUUUAUCAAAACAAUAGAAGGGUGCUUGAUGGAUAUACUUAAAUAAAACAUUUAAUAUAUUAUUAAAUUAA